Paramecium sonneborni is the source of this 724-nucleotide messenger RNA. The record is from the annotation of a GenBank genome assembly. NCBI's taxonomy places the organism in Eukaryota, Ciliophora, Oligohymenophorea, Peniculida, Parameciidae.
UUUUAUGCAAUAAGUACAGAAGAAUAGAAUCAAUAAAGAAAUUUAAGAUUUCGAAUAGAGAUAAAAAAAAGUAUAUAUAUUUUGAUUAUGAAUAGAAUGAAGAUAAUGGUAUAACUAUUUUAAUAGUUGAUAAUAACAUUACUCAUUGGAAAGGAUUUAUUAAUGGAUCACCAGAUACUCCUUAUUAAGGUGGAUAUUUUUAGAUUGAUAUUGUUCUUACUGCUGAUUAUCCUUACAAACCACCAAAAAUGAAAUUCGAUACAAGAAUUUGGCAUCCUAAUAUAUCAUCGUAUUUUAAUAAUCUAAUAAGAUAAACUGGUGCUAUAUGUCUUGAUAUAUUAAAGGAUGAAUGGUCACCUGCGUUAUCAAUUCGAACAGCCUUAUUGUCAUUAUAGGCCUUAUUAUGUGAUCCUUAGCCAGGUAAUUGAGUAAGCAUGAUAUAUAUAGAUUCACCAUAAGAUGCUGUUGUAGCUAAUCAAUAUAAAACAAAUAAGGAAUUAUUUAUAAAAACAGCAAAGUAUUUAUUAAUUGAAUUAAGUAAGAGAAUGGACAUUAAAUUAUGCAUCAAAAAAUAAAUAAAAUGAGAAAAUUGCUAAUCUAGUUGCAUUAGGUUUAGAUGAAUAAAAAGUUAAAGUAAUUAUUAGUUAAAAUAAUUAUAUAGGAUGCAUUACUUAGAUUUGGAUAUGAUGAAGAAUAAGCUGCAAAUUUCUUAUUAGGAGGAUGA